GUGUAUGUACGUACAACUUGAGCAUAUCCAUUGAUAAGAGAGGUACUCCAGCUAGGGACCAGGGGCGCGGUACGGUCGAGCGAUCAGGAAAAGUCGUCUCCUUUUAUGAUAUCUGAAGAAUUUAGUUUUCGGUACAUGUCAUCAGCAGGUUUCGUAAUCAGAGUGAGACCCAGACUCGACUAAAAUCUGCAGCUGCUUGUCUGAAGGGAGAAAUUUGGCGACUUUACCGUGCAGUAGAUCAACUUGCUGAGCUUCAAUCAUGUCGUCAUGUUGCAAAGGUAAAGGCCCUGGGUACAAGAGCCCUCAAGAUGCAAUGAAGGGACCAAAGGAAGAGAUCAUCUAUCUGCCUUGCAUCUAUCGCAACACAGAAGUCAAGAAACCAGACUACCUGGCUACGGUUGAUGUCGAUCCACGCUCCACAACUUACUGCAAGGUGAUUCAUCGUCUUCCCAUGCCCAACAUUGACGAUGAGCUUCAUCACAGUGGCUGGAAUACCUGCAGCAGUUGCUAUGGCGAUGGGAACAUGACGCGGAAUCGUCUCAUCCUGCCCUCGCUGUUCUCAUCUCGCAUCUACGUGAUCGAUGUUGGGACUACACCUCGCAAACCGCGCAUACACAAGGUUGUUGAGCCUGAGGAAGUUGGAUCUGUAGCUGGCCUGACGACCCCACACACCACCCACUGCCUGGCAGAUGGCCAAAUCAUGAUCAGCGCUAUGGGGGAUGCUAAACGCCCUGGAGAGGCUAAAGGUGGGUUUAUCAUCCUGGAUGGUAAGGAGUUUUCUGUCGUUGGUCACUGGGAGAAGGAAGGGCACAGCUCACCCUUUGGAUAUGACUUCUGGUAUCAGCCGUACCAUAACGUCAUGAUCAGCACCGAGUGGGGUGCUCCGAAGGCGUUCUUGAAGGGAUUCGACCCUGCCGACUAUGCUAAUGGAUUAUACGGCCACAGUCUCAAUGUCUAUGACUGGGAAAACCACACCCUGCUGCAAAACAUUGACAUGGGGAUAGAUGAGGGCGCCAUUCCCUUGGAGAUUCGGUUUCUUCACAAUCCCCUGGCAACAGAGGGAUUUGUUGGUUGUGCACUGAGCUCCAACGUGUUCCGCUUCUUUAAGACUAGCAAUGGUGACUGGGCGGUGGAGAAAGUGAUUGACGUGGCCCCUAAGAAGGUGGACGGAUGGGCGUUGCCUGAUAUGCCAGGUUUGAUCACAGAUAUCCUUCUGUCCAUGGACGACCGGUUUGUCUACUUCAGUAAUUGGUUCCAUGGUGACAUCCGACAGUACGACAUCAGCGAUACCCGCAACCCCAAACUUGUGGGCCAGAUAUUCUUGGGCGGUUUGGUGUGCACUGACUCCACAGUGAAAGUGACCGAUGACAAGGAAUUGACCAAACAGCCAGACCCGCUGUACAUGGGGGGCAAACGGAUCAAUGGCGGGCCUCAGAUGAUACAACUCAGUCUGGACGGCAAAAGACUCUACGUCACUACGUCCCUGUACAGUGGUUGGGAUAAGCAGUUCUAUCCCGACAUGUGCGAAACUGGUUCAGUGAUGAUGCAGGUUGACGUCAACACCGACGUGGGAGGCCUGACGCUCAACAAAGAAUUCCUGGUGGAUUUUGGCGACGAGCCAGACGGUCCAGCCCUCGCUCAUGAGAUACGCUAUCCGGGGGGAGAUUGCACAUCCGACAUCUUCCUUGCUUCAACUGCCAAUCUGUAGAGUCUCACCAUUUUGGCAUUUGAGAAGAAAAUGAUGACAUAUGAACAGUGUUUACCGUGGUGUAGCCAAGUCCAUCACAAGUCCAGACACAAGUAAAUCACAUGUCCGAUUGUAAGGUAACAGUAUCGAAGCAAUGCCUUUAUCACAGCUCAUAUGAAUAGCUUGUGACUUGACUUGAGACUGAAGGACUUGUGAGGACUUGCUGGACAAAAAAAUUAUAUUUGGUGGAGGGGUUAAAAUUGAAAGUAUACCGACAAAUAAUUGAUAGAGAUAAGCAUAUAUUUUUCCUAAUCAAAAUACUGAAAUUUCGAAUGAAAUGUAAGAAUGAUAACUUAAGAAUUGUUCUUUGAGUUUGAAGCUGAAAGGUGGUGGGGCUUAAGAGCAGAGAAAGCGAGAAAAUUUGCCAGAAAAUGUGUGAUUUUGGAACAGCAGGAAUAAAAAUUUGAAAGGCACGGUAAACACAAAGCGAAACGGAAUUUGAGGAAGUUUUGUAAAACAAAUAAUGAGGGAGGGUGUAAAUUUCAGCCCUGACUGCAGCUGCUGUUUUCUAACUUUAAUACUAAUUGUUAAUUUUUUUUAUGAACUGAGAGAUUUCUAAUUAAGAGUGAUAUUGCAUUGGCUUGAUGUACCUGCAGCUGCCUCUGUGCUUCAACACAUACACUUUUAUUUUUAAAAUUUAUACCACUGCAGUUGAUGUUUAAAUAAAACUUGGUAUAGAUAGCUUUUUGGCUUCUCCUUAAUUAUAUACUCUUCAGAUUUUUUUAAAACGCUUCUAAGCAUAUUUUUUCAGGGUAUAUUAAUUAAAUUUGAACAUUUGGAUGAAAUAUGGUAAAUUUCUUCUUAUGUAAUUUCUUUUAGUACUCAGAUUUUGUUUGAAUAUUAAUUUUAUAUUAAUUAAAUUUGAACAUUUGGAUGAAAUAUGGUAAAUUUCUUAUGUAAUUUCUUUUAGUACUCAGAUUUUGUUUGAAGCUUUUAAAGCAAUUUAUUUAGCAAAUAGUAUAGUAUUCAGUUGAUGCAGCUGGAUAAAAAUAGAGCAAUUUAUUUUGCGGCGAUGGUAGAAAUAUGUUUGUUACAUUGAGGCACUGCUGGAAAAAUUCUUGAACUUGAUUAUGAAAAGUAAGAUCGACAAACUGGGGGGGAGGGGAGGGGGGGAUUUGGUUCCGUGGUGACAUUUUUCGAAUUCUUUUUGAAAAUUUUAAGUGCGAUCACCUAUUUACGAUAAAUUUUCCGAAUACAAGUUUGGACCCUUUUUUUCAGAAAAGUAAGAAAACAUCUCAUAUUGCACCCCAACUCAAACCCAGGAUAAUGGUUUUGUAGUGUUUUGAUCCACACUGUACUCUUGAAACCUGACCAGAAGGACUGAAGUUAUAAACAUGUAAACAACAAUUUCAAUAAAUUUCCAUUCAGUGUGUGCUGAAUUAGUUGUUUGUGAGCUUUAUAAUAUAUUCAUUUAUACAAUUUGAUUUGAAAAAUCAUGAGUUAUUAAAAUGUAUAUGCUUGCAAAGUA
Messenger RNA from Patiria miniata (bat star), 3215 nucleotides. It is a transcript of the gene selenbp1, whose product is annotated as methanethiol oxidase-like. Lineage: Eukaryota; Metazoa; Echinodermata; Asteroidea; Valvatida; Asterinidae. The transcript has 10 exons. The record is from RefSeq and is a predicted model, not a curated record. The coding region runs from base 260 to 1708 and encodes 482 amino acids. Gene Ontology annotation, molecular function: selenium binding.